GCCUCCAGAUGGACUGCCAGUCAGAAUGGAGGCGGGCACUUCCGGUCCACCAAGCUGAAGGCGUGGGCGACCGAGACGGGAGGAGGCCGCGCUGUUGCGUGUGCUGAGCUGUGAGCCGGUCCCGGGGGCUGUGAGGAGAGCGCGGCGAGCGCGGAAGCCGCCAUGGAUGCAGUGACCUGUGAGGAUGUGCAUGUGAACUUCACUCAUGACGAGUGGGCACUGCUGGAUCCUUCCCAGAAGAGUCUCUACAAAGAUGUGAUGCUGGAGACAUACUGGAACCUCACUUCCAUAGGCUACAAAUGGGAAGACCAUAAUAUUGAAGAACAUUGUCAGAGGUCCAGAAGAAAUGGAAGGUAUGUCAUCUGUCACUCUGGAUACAAGCCCUGUGAGCAUAAGGAAUAUGGAAAGAAGCAUUGGACUUCAGUCUCUCUCAGGAAAAAUGGGAGAUGUGUAGUAGUCCCCACCAUGAGAAGACAUGAUGACUGUGAUACAAGUUUACAAGUAAUUGGUUUUACAACUUCUGUGGGAAUACAUCAAGAAGCUCUCACAGGAGAAAAACCUUAUGAGUACCAGGAAUAUGGAAAUUCAUCUCUCUGUACUGGUUCACAGUGCACAUGUAGUUUGACUCACAGUAUAAGAAAAUGUUGUGAUUGUAAUCAGUGUGGUCAAACUCUGAGUUCUUCAAGUUCUCUUCAAAGAUGUGAAAGAACUCACGUGGGCAGAGAAAAUAGUAAAUGGGAGCCAUAUACUAAAGGCUUUAGCCAUUACAGGCAUCUUCAAAUAGACAAAACAGCCAGUAAAGAAGAGGAUCUCUAUGAAGCCUUUGGAUCUGAUUCCUCUUUGAAAGUACACCAAAGAACUCAUUUGGAAAGAAAACCCCAUGAGUAUAAUCAAAGUUAUAAAGCCUUUGCGUGUCCCACUUAUCUUCAAAUAUAUAAUAGACGUUAUACUGGAGAGAAACCCUAUGAAUGUAAUCAAUGUGGUAAAGCCUUUGCACAUAAAAGUCAUCUUCUCACUCAUCUAAGAAGUCAUACUGGAGAGAAACCCUAUGACUGUAAUCAAUGUGGUAAAGCCUUUUCACUGAAGAAGAACCUUCUCUGUCAUCAAAGAAGUCACACUGGAGAGAAACCCUAUGCAUGUAAUCAAUGUGGUAAAGCCUUUGCAGAGAAGUAUAAGCUUCUCAGUCAUGAAAGAAUUCAUACUGGAGAGAAACCCUAUGCAUGUAAUCAAUGUGGUAAAGCCUUUGCAAGGAAGAGUAAUCUUCUCAGUCAUGAGAGAAUUCAUACUGGAGAGAAACCUUAUGAAUGUAAUCAAUGUGGUAAAGCCUUUGCACAGAAGAGUCAUCUUCUCAGUCAUGAAAGAAAUCAUAGUGGAGAGAAACCCUAUGAAUGUAAUGAAUGUGGUAAAACAUUUGCACAGAAGAGUAAUCUGCACAGUCAUGAAAGAAGUCAUAGUGGAGAGAAACCCUAUGCAUGUAAUCAAUGCAGUAAAACCUUUGCACAGAAGAGUAGUCUUCAAAGUCAUGAAAGAAUUCACACUGGAGAGAAACCCUAUGCAUGUAAUCAAUGUGGUAAAGCCUUUGUUCAGAAGAGUAGUCUUCACAGGCAUGAAAUAAUUCAUACUGAUAAGAAACCCUAUGAAUGUAAUCAGUGUGGUAAAGCCUUUGCAGCAAAGAAGAAUCUUCUAGGUCAUGAAAGAAAUCAUACUGGAGAGAGACCUUAUGAAUGCAAUCAAUGUGCUAAAUCCUUUGCACUGAAGAAGUAUCUUCUCAGCCAUAAGAGAAUUCAUACUGGAGAGAAACCUUAUGAAUGUAAUCAGUGUGGUAAAGCCUUUGCAACAAAGAGUCAUCUUCUUAGUCAUAAACGAAUUCAUACUAGACAGUACCAUAUGGAUGUAAUUAAUGUUGUAAUUUCAGAAAUGAGCUGCCACGUGGGUGCUGGAAACUGAACUGUGUUUUCUACUAGAGGUACUUGCUGGAUUCCAGGUUCAUGGGGUUCAGGUCCCAAAGAAGAAAUUAGGUGUCAGCAAAGGAAGGACCUGCCAUAUCUGAGAGUGAAUCAGGAUAGCUGUUGCUUUGUUGAAACAAGACCACCUUUUUUAUACUCUAUAACUGACCAUUAGUGUUGCUGGAGUUUUUCUUUCCAGCCUGGUCCUACCGCCCUUUUAGCCUCAAAUAAGCGCACAGAUGCUAUAUUAGUUACAAAACCAUUGGCUAAUGGCUAGGACUUCUUAUUGGCUAGCUCUGUCUUAAUUAUUAACCAAUAACUACUAAUUUAUGUAUUUCUUCAUGGCCUUAUCUUACCAGAGAAUGCCUGGCACAUCCUAUCCUCCCUGUCUCUACAUAGUGUCUCUUUGUGGUCUCUCUCUUUGCCUACCUUUCCCAGAAUUCUUGUCUCCUAGUCUCACCUAUCUUUCUGCCUCUAUUGGUCAAAUGGUGUUUUAUUCAUCAACCAAUAAGAGAAACAUAUAUACAGAAGGACAUGCCCCAUCACAUUAGUUUAGACUUAAGCAAAAUUGAAAGCAGGCUUAAUGAUUCCAGGAUGAAAGCAGCUGUCAAAUUCAUCACAACAUUUUUCCUGAGGCAAAAAGUGAUAAAUUUAGCAAGUAUCUAAAUGCCUCUCUGGAUGUGAGCCCAUUGUUUCCUUUCAUAGUGUGCUUUCCUCCUUGGGACCAAGUGUGUCCAGUUAGUAAAUCUUUAAUAUCUUUAUUUUUGGUGUAACCAGGACACAAUGGGGAUUCUUGUUUGGGAGUAGGCAUGGCUAUCACAUUAUGUGUUUCCAUGGUGGUGGGCAUUUCCCCCCAAGAAUUUUGAUGAAAGCGACUGCCAUUGUAUACAUCCGCAUCCUCCACUGAAGCUUGCAAAAAAUUUUCCCACAGGAAAAGGCAUAAGGAAACUUUAUAACAUAUAGUGUGUGGUAAGUAUUGGAUCCCCAGUUAUUUGGUAUCUUUUACUGAUACUAUAAGCCAAAUUAAUAAGACCAGAUUUAAUAAACAGCAAAGCACAGCAGAGAAUUCCCCUGGUGACUCUCAGAAAGGCAGGAGAGGAAUCGUGGCAGGUCUGGCACCAGGUCUUAAAAACCCUGUAGGCAUGGUCUUGAGCAACUUCAGGGUAGGAGCAGACCCUUGGUGAGCUUUCUUAGGGGAGAUAUCCCAGACUCUUUGGGUAUGUGGGUGCUGGGUCAAGAAAGAAGGCAGAGUAGAGAGAGAUGCCAUCAGCUGCCAGAGGAGUAAGAUGCCAGAGCAUUACUGGUAAGCCAUGGGCCACGUGUUACACAGGUUAAUAGAAAUGGGUUAACUUGUAUGUAAGAGCUAACUAGUAAUAAGCCUUGAGCCAUCAGCUAAACGAUUAUAAUAUAAUCCUCUGAAUGAUUAUUUUAUAAGCAGCUGUGGGACUGGCAGGCGUGACUGAAAAGCUCCAGCUAUAUCCAUUUUCUCCUUUAAUCAUGUGGAUCCCAAAGAUGGAUAUCAGGAAGAAAAAUAGGCUUGGCAGCAAGUGUCUUUACCACUUACUGGUCCCUAGGUAUAUCGUUUGUGUAUGCUGUUUGUGUGAAUGUGCACACAUGUGUGGAGGUCCCAGUCAAAGUUGGUCAUCCCAUAAAUUGAUAUUAUAAUCCAAAUUGACUUUAUGGGUUAUUGGGCAUGGCAAAGAAGCUCCAGACUCCACUGUUCCUCAAAAUGUACCAGCAGACACCCUAAGAAGAGGGGAGUCAUGGUGGCUUUCUAUGAAGGGGCAAAUAGACAAAGUAAUUUGCUGACCUGUCAGCCAGCCAGUGUCUGUGGGCUGUGAGGAGACAGGGCUGUGAGUCUUUAAAACAAUCUGUGUUCUUCAUUGCUGCAAAAAAAAAAUCAACAUGAAUUCAUGGCUGUAUUACUCACAUGCUGCUUUAAUUUUCUUGUCCUUCUGGCCCUAUACACUCGACCCAUUUUGCACAUUGUUUUACCUGAGAUCAAGUUCGAAUCCUUAGAAGCUAAAUAUUUCCCUCCUGGAUGACAAGAUUUGAUGAACAUCAAGAUAUGAUCUGGAAUCUUUUCAGGGGUCACUAAUUCUUUCUGUGGAUUUUUUCUUUCCCAAAUAUUUAAAAAUAUAAGGACCCUUUUCAGCA
Molecule: messenger RNA, 4103 nt
Organism: Mesocricetus auratus (golden hamster)
Lineage: Eukaryota; Metazoa; Chordata; Mammalia; Rodentia; Cricetidae
Product: gastrula zinc finger protein XlCGF57.1-like
Exons: 4
Coding region: 163-1947 (594 amino acids)
Biological process (GO): negative regulation of transcription by RNA polymerase II
Molecular function (GO): DNA-binding transcription repressor activity, RNA polymerase II-specific
Source: RefSeq, a predicted model, not a curated record